AUGAAAUGGCUCUGUUUGAGCACAGUAGCGAAAUGUAAAGACGUAGCUGCCAAUAAACCUGAGAUUAUGACAACCAGACGGAGAUCAGUCAAAACGUCGUCAACCAACAAGAAGUUCUACAAUUCCAUAGAUAUUCGAACUAGGAAGGCCCAGCAGAAUACAGAACAACGAAAUGGAGAUAAUGGAAUCGCACACGUCGAGAUACUAGCAGGAACUCCUAACCUUCUCAAGGCUCUGUUUAGUACACACUCUGGAAGCGUCUCAAACUGGGAUCUACUGGCCGUUCAAGCAUCCCUUAACUAA
Molecule: messenger RNA, 303 nt
Organism: Wallemia mellicola CBS 633.66
Lineage: Eukaryota; Fungi; Basidiomycota; Wallemiomycetes; Wallemiales; Wallemiaceae
Exons: 3
Coding region: 1-303 (100 amino acids)
Source: RefSeq, a predicted model, not a curated record